Molecule: messenger RNA, 3818 nt
Organism: Mauremys reevesii (Reeves's turtle)
Lineage: Eukaryota; Metazoa; Chordata; Testudines; Geoemydidae
Gene: HLF
Product: HLF transcription factor, PAR bZIP family member
Exons: 5
Coding region: 204-1085 (293 amino acids)
Biological process (GO): regulation of transcription by RNA polymerase II
Cellular component (GO): nucleus
Molecular function (GO): DNA-binding transcription factor activity, RNA polymerase II-specific; RNA polymerase II cis-regulatory region sequence-specific DNA binding
Source: RefSeq, a predicted model, not a curated record
GGCUUGAAACUCCCUAUGGCCUGAUAGUGCCAACAGAAUCACCAAGCCUUGGCCUGCUCUCACCCUGCUCCUGCUCCAGCCUUGUUCUAACACUGGCCUUGCUCCAAUCCUGCUCUGGACGCCUGAUUCCGGCUCUGACCAGCCCUAUCACAGUUUCUGACCGUAUUGAAAGAAGUGUCCAAAAAAAAAAAACGAUAGAGAAAAUGGCUCGACCUCUCCCUUUGAACCCAACUUUCCUACCUCCGACUUACGGGGUGCUGAAAUCCCUGCUGGAAAACCCUCUCAAGCUGCCGCUAAAUCACGAAGACGCAUUUGGUAAAGAAAAAGACAAAGAAAAGAAGCUAGAUGAUGACAGCACCAGCACCUCAGUCCCGCAGUCAGCUUUCUUGGGGCCAACGUUAUGGGACAAGACACUGCCAUAUGAUGGAGACACUUUCCAGUUGGAAUACAUGGACCUGGAAGAAUUCCUCUCGGAAAAUGGAAUUCCACCCAGCCCAGCCCAACAUGACCAGAGUCCACACCAGCCAAAUCUCCAGCAGGCUACCUCAGCAGCACCCUCUGUCAUGGACCUCAGCAGCAGGGCAUCUACAUCAGUCCAUCCGGGCAUGGUGUCUCAAAACUGCAUGCAGAGCCCAGUCAGACCAGGUCAGAUCUUGCCAACAAAUCGUAACACGCCAAGUCCCAUCGACCCUGAGACAAUCCAAGUUCCCGUGGGUUAUGAACCUGACCCUGCAGAUCUUGCUCUCUCCAGCAUUCCUGGCCAGGAGAUGUUUGACCCUCGUAAACGCAAGUUCUCAGAGGAAGAGCUCAAACCACAGCCGAUGAUUAAAAAAGCCCGUAAAGUCUUCAUUCCGGAAGAUCUGAAGCAGGAUGACAAAUACUGGGCAAGACGUAGAAAGAACAAUAUGGCUGCCAAGCGAUCGAGAGACGCCCGGAGGCUGAAGGAAAACCAGAUUGCCAUCCGCGCCUCUUUCCUGGAGAAAGAGAACUCAGCCCUCCGCCAGGAGGUGGCUGACUUACGGAAAGAGCUGGGCAAAUGCAAGAACGUGCUGGCGAAGUAUGAAGCUCGUCACGGGCCCGUGUAAAUGGCGAUUUUUAUUCCUUCUUUUUUGUUGUGGGUUGGCAUUUUAAUAGAUGGACAAUGUGUUUCCUGUUUGAUAGCACCACACCCAAACCAACCUGUCUGUCAUCAGCACUUUACCAGAAGCAGAAACAAAACUGACUUACUAUUAUUAUUUUUCAUUUGUGUAUGCGUGUGUGUGCACAUCUCAGCACUUCCCGUUUUUAUGAAACCUUCUUCAAAGGGUGACACAUUUUUACCUGGACUAUUAAGAACUGCCAUAGUAUGCUUUUCAUUUUUUGUUGUUGUCAGUGCUGCUUCUGAUUUGGAUUUUUAUGUUGUUCUAAACAGUUUCAUCCUCACCAUUUACUUGCAAAGAUCCCAGUAAAAAUAAACCAUAACAAUUAAAAAAAGGUAGAUCUCAGAUUUCAAGAGUAACAAGCUAUUGUUUAAUUAUGUCUAAUCAGAAAAGUUAACAUGCUAAUGAAGUGCACAAACAAUAAUUCAGUACAACACUACAGAAAUAUUAAUUUAUAGAUUGCUUUUGUUGGAUUUUAAGUUUUGGUGAUAGCUGUCGUCAGAUUUAAAGUGCUGUUAGACUGAGUUAGCUCUGCUCGUUAUAGAUCCCAUUAUGACUUAUCUAUAUCUACUAAGCUUCCUUUUAUUUCCACAAACACCAGAUAGAUAGGAGUACUAUUAAUAGAAUACAGAGUGUGUAUUUUGCACUGUCUGUACCUAAAGCAAUAAUCCUAUUGUACACUAGCGCAUGCUGCCUGGGUAUUCCUAGUGGACGUAGGAUGACUUCCCUACUUAAUACGAGUUUUAAUGUCUUAUAAAUAAAAGACCCAUUGAUAUGAGCAUGGUGAAAGCAUCCCUGGAACAGAAUGUGUGUAUGAAAGAGAGAGGACAAUUAGUCGAUACAAGAACAAAAUUAAAAAGUAUCAAAUCAAAUUUGAUGUUGAAAUUAGAGGAGUUUUUCUUUUAGUUCUCAUUUAAUUUUGAAUUGCUUGGAGUCCCAUUUUGUGAUUAAUUAACUAUUCAUUUUUCCACUUUUUGUAAUAUAUUUUCUGAGGAUUGUAUCUUGCUGUUUUAAAAUCAUUUUUAUUCAGUUAGAAGAGUCAGUGUUUUGCAAACCCCACUUUUUCUGGUGAUGUUAUUUUGAGCAUGUCUUGAACUGAUUGUUCUGAACUUUAUUCUGUUUUCUCUCUACCUGCUUUUGAACAUAUGUUCUGUUACAAAGUGGACUUCUGAAAACGAAUGGAAGAAACACUGGUGAAUUUCAGAAGGCAAUGGUGUUGUCAUAUGCUGUGGUUAAUCCAAUCAAUUUAUAUGUUUACUAUAGACCAAAAGAACAGAUAUUAUAAAAUAUAUAAAGUUUAUACAGAAUAAUUAUAGUAUGGGGUGUUUUGUACAGUAUUUUUCAAAUACAAAUACUGACAGUGUAUUUUGAAAGACAUAUUAUAUAUAGCAAAGAAAAAGAAAAAGCUAUUCCAUGUUUAAAAUAUAUAGCAAAGAUAUAUAUUCACCAAUAUUGUACAGAGAGGAAGUGAUUUAGGUUUUUUGAGGUCUUUAAUAUUUUAAACCUACCACUGACACAUCAGCAUAUGUUGUGCUUUAAAUUAAAAAUUUCUGAAGGUAGUAUGGCUUGACAGGGUGGUUCAUAUAACUAAAAUAUUAAAAGGCUUUAUAAUUUUCCAUCAGAAACAUAUAAAGAAUGUGUUUGACACAGACAAAGCACAACAUGGAGUUUAGGCAAAUAUAUAUUGGACAAUGCAAUAUUUUGUAGAGGCAGAAAAAUAAUGUAGACUACAAAAAAAAUCUCACACUCAUUUCAGAUCUGCUGCUGCUAGAAUUUGUUUCCAUCUGAAAUCUUAAUAAAUAGCCUUGGUCAUUUAUACACUUUUAUGUACUGCAUACAUUUAUUUACCUGUGAGGAAAAUACGGUGCUACAUGUCUGGCUCACACAGUUUUCUAGGGUUUUGUGCCCCGUUUUUUUUUUUUUUUUAAAUAAAAAUGGUUGUUCAUUCCAGUAAAUCAUAUUACUGCGUAAGGAAGUUGUUACAAAGGACUAAACAUUUUUUUCUACAUUAAGCAUAUUCUUUCAUCAAUGGGAUUUUUCCAUUUUGUUCCCCUUCAAAAUCCACAGGGUCCCUUAAUACUCAGUAGUUUCCUGUGGACCAUUAAUUCUGUGGAUUGCAUGUGCAUGAGCUUCACGAAGGGUCAGAGCAUAGAAAGUCAAUUAUUGUCCAGUAUAACCCAGAUGGGCUAUGUGAAAUAUGUAUUGGUUGGAUAAAUGUUAAUAUAGCCACUGACCAGAAAACAAACUGAUGUUUUAAAAAAGUUCUUUGUUAGUGGCAGGGUUCUAGAAGAUGCCAGUAACGUGGACACAAAGUGGCAAAUUGCAACAGUGUUGGAAUGCCAUCUUUUGUGACAUCCUGCAGCUGAAGUUUGAAAUAGCAGAACCUGUGGUUGCGAAUUCAGCUGGGAAUUAUUAGUAGUUUGCAUUGUUGUCACAAUCGUUCAUCCAAACGUACACAGACAGCUGAAACAAUUUAUAAAUGAGCACUUUUGACAUUUUUUUUUUAGUGGGGUAAAGGGCUGAGUAGACACACUUGUUUUUGUAGGGUGGCUAUCUCAGACUUAUUUAUUGGGGGGGUGGGGGAGAAGGAACAAGGUAGGCUUUCCACCGUGUUCCAGCAGAGGUUUCUAGCAGCUACCUCAUCCACCAUCACAAACACUUCUGAGUCUGUUCAGGUGC